UUACUAAUUAAUUUACGUUUAUAUUUCAGAUGAAACUUAUAAUAACAUUGGCGUUGCUGGCUGCAGGCCACGCUCAUAUUAUUAAGCCAGCAUGUGACCUGCUCUCCAUCCAAUCAAUUAUCUAUCAGAAGGAGGUCCUGAAAGAAAACGUAAAUGACCCGUACCAGAUGGCCAUUGACUAUAACACCAAUACGCUCUUCUUCAGUUUUUCAGCAGCUAACCCAAUUACUGAAGUAGAUAAGUUUGAGCAAGCGUAUUUGAACCUGAAGACUAACAAAUUUCACAUUAUUUCUGGGAUCAUUGGUGGAUUUGCCGCUACUGUCGACAAUAAUAACCACAAAGUAUACCUCGGUGGAAGAAACGGCAUCUACGAGUAUGAUUACGAGGCAGACAAAGCAACCCAUGUCAACCCUAAAGGAUACAGCAUUUGGCAAUUGUUCUUCAAGGACAAGCUUUACUACACCGCCUACCCACAAGAAAGAGUGUACACUUUUGAAGGUGGUAACUCAACUAUAGUACCUGAACUGAGGCAUACGAUGGUACAACUGGUAGCUCUUGAUAAUGACCACAAUAUGUAUUUCUCCAACUCAUCUGGUCUAUUUCGUUUGAAUAAAUCUGACAAGUUAAUUGUUAAACUAGGUGAAUAUAACAUUAACAGCUUCACGGCAGACAUAAAUGGUAAUGUGUACUUCUCGACGCCUUCUGCUUUUUAUAAUAUUGAUAAGAAAAAGAAUGUACAUCAACUAGCGGAUCUUGAUGACGUUUUCGGGUUGGUUGUCGACGGGGAUAACUUUAUUUACGGGUCAGGAGAUAAAAUUAUCAGAUUGACUCCCACCACUAAAAAAAAUUGUUAGUGACUAAAUAUCUAAAUACUCACGAAGUACAGUUUUCGCUCUUAAUAAUAAUAAUAAUAUAUUAUUUAUUGUGCAUAAUUAAAACAAAUCUCUCUUAUUAGUUAACCAUUAGUUACAGUGAAAAAUUCAGUAUCCACAGCUCUUACAUGGACGAUUUCCUGGAUAGAAUGGACGAUGUUGCCGAAGAUGCACAGAUGGCAUCCGAUGUUGUGACUAUUCAUCGUAACGCAUGUUUCGAAAUGUGUGGCUGGAUUUCUAACGAUCUAGAAGCAUUGCGUCUUAUGCCGACUGAAGCGCGCGCCGCCCAGCCUAGUGAGAUGUCACUUGGUGGUGAAUCAAGUAGCGUCAGAGCCUUGGGUGUUUCAUGGGAUCCUAUAUCGGACACUAUCGGAUUUAGGACUAGUUUAGAAGGUCUCAUACUACAGGGCAGUUUUCAUAAACGCAUAGUAUUGUCCCACCUCAUGAAAGUAUCCGACCCACUAGGUUUGUUUGUUGUUGUUUGUUUGUGGUCAAAGGGCGUAUACUGCUUCAGGAGGCGUGGAGAUCCAAUAUUGACUGAGACACACCCUUUCCACCAUCACAGAUAUUUAUAUUUGGCCUGCGCAAGUAUGACCAUGUGUCACAGUUCCGUUCUCAGCUCAAGUGGCUUCCUAUUCGUCUCCGCCGUGACUCUCAUGUCUCAUGUUCUCGCCCUUCUAGUCUAUGGCAUUCUCUUUAACCCCGCUACACCACCUUUAUCUCAAACAGCGUUUCAAGUAUCUCUCUUCUAUCAGAUUAUAUUCUUCAUAUAUAGACCCAAAUUUUUUGCUCUCCAGUGUAUUUUUAAUAGGUAGUGGCAAUGAUAUGAAACUAUUAAUACGUGAGUAAAGUUUGGCACCAUCCAACUAAUCUGAUUAUAAAUCUAGAAGGUGGAUAGGGGAACUCUUCGGUACCUACUAGUAAACCUAAGGAGCUUAGGUCCAGGACUUCGUGAAGCAUAACGUCCGUAAUAUAAUACCUUGGAGAUACCAAUUUGAAUUUAGAAUUUGUUGCGAAAAAUACAGUAAUCUAUUGAUUACAUUUUCUGAUGGCUGCUAACUACGGUUGAAGCAGAAUAAAAGUGUGUAUAAAAACAAACAUAUUACAGUCAUAAAGGCAAACAGAAUAAAGGUAUUGAUGACAAUCAGGAUACUUUUUAUGCCGGGAACCAUCCAUCCCCUAAAGGAGUAUCCUAUUUCUAGUCGCUUGGCGAAAUGAACUCUCGAGUGGAAACCCGCGAAUAUCCGUCGUGGUAAAAGAUGGAAAGACGACAAUAUUUACAAGCUGAUGGUGAUAACUGGGUACAGGUGGAACGACUAUCAGAGGAAUGGAGAGGAGGCCUAUGAUAUUGACGAAAAUACGGAUAUAUUAGACAAAACGGUCAUAAAAAUAAAAAUAUUAUAUAUUUAUAUAAUAGGUAUGUCUAGGCUACUUAUUACUAGGCAACAUGUCUAUGCCUCCCUUUAUUUUAGGAUAUUUUAUUAUCGCAUGAAUUACAUCAAAAUGAUCAAAAUAAACAAACAACAUGCAGAGGUGUUAAAUUUGAACGAUUGUGAUUGUGACGUUACCUUACCUGUUUUUAAUUUAUGAGAUACUUUGCUAAUUUUGUCGUUUUUUAUGGGCCAAUUUUAUUUUGAUUUUUUUAAGCUGGCCUAAACUAAAGGAAUAGGUUUUCUUGUUAAGCAUAACCAAGCACGCAAAGGUUAUUUUAAAAACCUGUCGAAUCUCACUAACCGUAUACCAGUACCGUAAACGCCAGUACCAUAUACCAGUGAAUAUAAUCAUUAUGUUUAGAAUAAUCUGCGAUUGAGGCCGCGGACUGGACUCAAGGGACUUACAUUAUACUAACUAUACAUAUAAUAUUUAAACAGAGAAAAGCCUGUUGAAUUUGACAUGCUUUUAUUUUUCUUAUGUAAUUGAAAAGUUGAAAAUAUUAGCAAAUUAGGUUAAUAUUCUGUGGUUUUAAUUAUUCGGCCUUAUUUGAGGCCACAAAGUGUACCUAAAAUGGAGUAUUCGUAACGCGUAAUAAUUACAUUGCUCGCUGUGAAUGACUUUCUGGCGAUAAAGUCCUAAGUUAUUCCGAGCGCGGGAACUUACAGAAACUCAGCUUCACGUGUCUGAAAUUUUAUGCCGUAAAGUUUUCAUAAAAUGUUAAUGCACCACUUUAUUCCAAAUUUUCAGCGAAAAAGUCCCAGCAGUGUCUACUUGUCUACUAAUUAAAAAAAACAGACUGUAACGUACUAUCAAUUUGGCAAUUGAGUUCAACAGGUAAUAUUUUAAUGUAAUACUUCCCCGCGGCCACUCACUGAAGGUAUCUUCGAUUUACUGAAUUUAAGAGUAUCCUUUAACUACCCCCCCCCCCCUUCACUGGGGGAAUAUGUGAAAUCCGCACGUGUCACUGGUCUCUUCAUUUAACAUGUGGCUUUCAAUUUUUCGCUUCACUGAAUAGCACCCGCCGCCCAAAUAAACUAAGUUAACUUUCGCAAUCGUUAAGUAACUAAAGAAUAAUGUCUACUACAUCAUGUACCACAUUCAAACGGAAAUUAAAUAUCAACAAAAUAUAUAUAUCAAUAUUUCAUAAAAUAAUUUAAGCCACCAAACGAAGGAAAAAUGAGGGAAAUAAUUCGUGUAUAAGCGUAUUUUGGCAUAGUUGUAUUCAAUGGAGUAUUAAACAACAUACUAAAAGUACCGGAGGGUGGGGGUGAAGCUAACGGAUUGGGGGGAGGGUUUAAAGGUCCUUUUAGGGUUUCGUACCCAAAGAUUAAAAACGGGACCCUAUUACUAAGAAUCCGCUGUCUGUCUGUCUGUAUGUCCGUCUGUCACCAGGCUGUAUAUCAUGAACCGUGAUAACUAAUAGACAGCUCUGAAAUUUUCAGAGAUGAUGUAUUUCUGUUGCCGCUAUUUAUGUAUACUAAAAACAGAAUAAAAUAAAUAUUUAAGUGGAGCCUCCAUACAACAAACGUGAUUUUUUUGCCGUUUUGAGCGUAAUGGUACGGAACCAAUCGUGCGCGAGUCUGACUCGUACUUGGCCGGUUUUUUUUAUAGUUUUAGCCUGGUCAAGCAAAUCAGUCAGUAUAUAAUGACAAUAUACACCAAAAAAAGGUUUUUUGUCAUGAAAACGAUAGCCAAUGAUGACCUUUUAUACCCGAGAGAACGAGAGCUUGGUAUUUCUUAAGUUAUUUACUUAUUUUCCUCUAAAUGAAACAAUUUUUCGGUUUAUUCAUAUAUUUCGAUAGACAUCAUUCAUAAUAGUAUGGUAAGCAUAUUUUUUUUAUAUUUACACAGUAUAUACGAGUAUAGGGUGUUUUCCAACCCUCAUCCAUAUUUUGCUGUUUGAAUUUAUUGGUCAUACUGAGCAACUUUGCAGAGCAGGGUUGAAAAAAAAACAGCCUGUGUAAUAAACUGAACAAACAUUAUAUACCGUAUUCAAAAUGGUAAUAUUUCAUCAUCAUCACUCACUCCACUCACUCAUUAUUGCCAUUCUACAAACAUUUAUUUUGGGUCGGUGAUAAUCUAAUAAUUUUAUCUCCGGUCCCGUAAAUGAAUAUAUUUUUUCCAUCGACAACCAAUCCGACAACGUCAUAAUGAAGAUCUACUAGUUUAUUAACCUUUAUCUAUUAUUGUAAAAACCAGAUGGCGUCGAGUCUGCAUAAUCUCAAAUGACUUUUACGUCUAAGACGGUAAUCUGUUAAACAAAAGCCAUUGUCACUUUUGUGUGAGCUGUCGGCCUUUGUGUGCCAUUGUGUGUUGGCGCGUGCCACGGAGCGUGCGGCGCUCACACAAUGGCACACAAUGGCCAACCGCUCGCACAAAAGAGAGGUCUUCCAGCAUAAAAACACGGAUACCCUGUUCUCGAAAUUUAAUAGUUUAUUGUUUCGACUGAGCUAAUUACCCUAUAGUACCUAUUUAAAUUAACCCCACCGUUUAAGCCUUAAUGCCAAAUUGUAGGGUUUUUUUGCGUUUACCAAGAUGGUGAAAUCAACAUACCUAUAAGGGUACCCCAGUUAAAGUUGUUACACUUCUUCCUGCUGACGGCAGUGUAUAGCGCGGUUUUGCUCGUUAAAAAUUAAAUUAGAUUUGACAUUCGUUCAAUCUCUCUGUUUAGCAAACAAUGUAAUGCCAUUUCACAUAAUAAAUAGGUAAGUACAUAAUUUUUCAGAAUUGUUACUAAGAGAUAAAAACAAGAUUAUUACAGUUCAGCGAGAGCUAUUACGCCGUCUCGGUCAUCAAGCAGCUGGAUGUAAUUAUCAUCAAGCGAGUUGAUGUUUCUCCCUUAAUUACUUCAUUAUAUGAAAACUAAGGCGCUUGCAAAUAAUCAGUUUUACGAUUCUUAUAUUUUUAAAUUUAUAAAAGCAUUUUAAUGGGUCAUCACGUUUGACAUGGUCUUUUAUGACUCAUUUAAUUAAUUGUAUAAAGUGUAUAUGAGUAGCAAGUUAAUUAACAGAUAAGUUUGUUUUCUUCUGUAUAUUGUCCUGUAGGUUUUCCUGUAUCUGUUUUACUUCAUAAUCUUCCUCGCGUUAUCCCGGCAUUUUUUCUACGGCUCCUGGGUGCCUGGGGUCCGCUUGGCAACUAAUCCCGAGAAUUGGCGUAGGCACUAGUUUUUACGAAAGCGACUGCCAUCUGACCUUCCAACCCAGAGGGUAAACUAGACCUUAUUGGGAUUAGUUCGGUUUGCUCACGAUGUUUCCUUCACCGAAAAGCGACUGGUAAAUAUCAAAUGAUAUUUCGUACAUAAGUUCCGAAAAACUCAUUGGUACCUAUGAGCCUGGGUUUGAACCCGCAACCUCCGAAUUGAAAGUCGCACUCUCUUACCGCUAGGCGACCAG
Cydia strobilella is the source of this 5698-nucleotide messenger RNA. RefSeq names its product ommochrome-binding protein-like. The transcript has a single exon. The record is from RefSeq and is a predicted model, not a curated record. The coding region runs from base 30 to 854 and encodes 274 amino acids. Gene Ontology annotation, molecular function: protein binding. Lineage: Eukaryota; Metazoa; Arthropoda; Insecta; Lepidoptera; Tortricidae.